Messenger RNA from Leptosia nina, 2121 nucleotides. The record is from the annotation of a GenBank genome assembly. NCBI's taxonomy places the organism in Eukaryota, Metazoa, Arthropoda, Insecta, Lepidoptera, Pieridae.
AUGGCAGACGUACUAGGAGAAGCAGGUGGAACUCAAUGUUCCAGUCCACGAAAAUUACCCGAGAUGACACCCUAUACAGAAAUACACGACAUAACAGCAGUCAGUGGUGUCAGUAUGAAGCAGUAUGAAGAGCAGUUAAAUGCUUUCCGAAAAGAAAAUUUCCAUCUUAAAUUGCGUGUUUAUUUCCUGGAAGAAAAUUUGGGUAAUGGAUGUCCGCCAGCUGUCCAAGGUCUUUUAGAACACAACGUGAGGCUGCAAGUCGAAGUAGAAGAACUGAAAAGACAAUUGUGUGAUAAACAAGAACUAUUGGCGGCUGCCGCUGAAGUUAUUGAUGUUUUGGAGAAUCAGGGUUCAACUGAAAAUGCAGAAGCUUCUAUUAAUAACAACAGCAGUAUUCAAAAAGACACAAAUGAGACACGGACUAUUGAGAAUAAGAGCCACAAGGAAACUGACACUUAUAUAGAAUCGGAAUCGGCUGGGGAAUACUUAGCUGUAACAAUCAACAAUGACGAUUUAGAUCAACAAGCAAGAUUGAAAAAGGAGAAUCGCAAGGCUUUGCAAAUGAUCAAGGAAUGCAUGAAGAAAAUUCAGCAGCAGGACAAGGAAAUUAAAAGGCUGAAAUUGGAUAAGGAGCUAACAUAUGCUCAUGUAAGUGAUGCACAACUUGAGAAAUAUGAAGAGAUAAUUAAAUGUAAAGACAAACAUAUCAGUGAUUUGGAAAAUAAAUUACGACAAUUGCAAAGCAGUAGUGUUUCUGGGCAGGGUAACUCAGGCAAUUUAGAACGAGUACUAACAAAGAGGUUACAAGAAAUGGCGCUAUUCCUGGAUAAACUUUUGUCUCACAAGUGUGUUCUCGGAGAUGAAAAGAAAAAGCUUGUAGAAAGUAUUAUGGAACAAAGCUUAGCUCUCCCUGUUGGAUUAAAACUUGAUGAAUCAGUGACCCCAGAAGACUUAGCAAUGGAUGAAACUAACUUUGAUAUAUCGCAAUCUCUACGACUAGAAGAUUUAACGCUCAUGUUUGGACAUCAUUUAAAUUGUAGCGACGACAGUAUUGCAUGUCGUUCUAGAAAACUUCAACAACCAUUUCCACAGGCAGAUGCCGUUUCUGAAUCUGAAUGCUGGUCGGAACCCGAUAGAAACGUGUCUCUGGCUAGAGUCGGACUAUCCCAAACCGGUGCUUUUGAUAAGGAAUCAGUUUCAGAGAACAACAGAUAUAGUAGAUCUAGAAGGUCGCGUAUUUCUUUCGGAUCACGAGCGGAGGAGGGUAGGAACAAUAAUCAAAGCAUAAUGGAGCAGGUGAAUGAUUUAACAAAAUAUAGUCAAGAACUAGAAGAAGAAAACAGGGAACUCAGGAAAAAAAUUGAUUUAACAUUGCAACAAAUUCAAGAUGUUGAAAAUGAAAGAGACGACUAUAAAAGUGCCCUCGACACGGAACGCUCUAAUUUAAUGGAAGCAAAUAGUAAACUGGAAUCUAUAAAACAAACUGUUCUUAUAUUAGAAGCGCGUAUUAACGAAAAUGAGAAAUACAUUCAGUCUAAUAACCACUUGAUUGAAAAAUUGCGUUCAGAGAAAGAGGAGUUAGAGACCACAUUCUUAGAGAGUGAACGCUCAUUGCGCCGAGCUGCAGAUGAAGCGACUCUCCAAGCAUCGCAAGCCGCACUUGAACGAGCGCGAGCGCAUCAUGAAAAGUUACGCAUUGAAAGAGAACUGGAGGAAACUAGGGACAAGCUAUCAGCUGCUCUUGAAGCUCAUUCACAGCUAGAAAUGGAACUAACACGUAGGAUACCCUUAGAAGCCGACAACAAAGUUGUAGAAUACUAUGAAGGUGGCAUUUCAGAAGAAGAUCGACCAACUUCACCGGACCAAGGAAUAGACAGUGAUAGACUCUCAAGUUUAGAGCAUGACCCCCAUAAUCUAUCACCACGUAAAUUAUACAAGGAAAACAUAACAUUGAAACAGAAACUUGCAAGGACCAAAGCGACAUUAGCCGAGGCAUUGACACAACUGCAUUCUGGAAACAUGCUUAAACAGAAUGCUCAACGCGCUAUUUGCCUGCAAAUACACAAAGCGCAAGGGGUCCUUCGUCUAGCCCGAGACGAACUUGAAAAAAAUAAAAAUUGA